UGUCACCUUCACGCUCGGCCGGCUCACCAACACCUCCACAAACACACAAACACACGCACAAACACACUGGCUCUUGAGAACAUACUGAAGUGAAUCAAGAAAACAAACAUACACACACACGCACAAAAACAGAAAAAGAAAAAAAAAACACGAUCUUGGAUAUUUAAAACCCACUGAGAGGAUCGUGUGUACGUGUGUGUGAACCCGUGUGUGUGCGUUUGUGUGUAUACAUCGCCAGUGUGCAUCUACCGACCUACGUGUGUGUGGGGGUGUACGUCCUGUGUGCGUGUGUGUAUGUAAGCCUAUCAGUCUAUGCAUUUGCCGUGUGUGCGUUUGUGUACACUUCCCCUGAGAGCACCUACCUGUCUACCUGCCUGUGUGUGUGCGUCAGUGUGUGCCUCGUGUGCGUGUCUUUGUGCGCCUACUUAAUUGUGUGCGUUUACCUGUGUGUGCGUUUUUUGGCGUUUUUUGAGUACGUAAGGUGAUGAGUGUGAGAGGCAGAUGGAAAGCACAGGUCGGGAUGAUGAUGAUGAUGAUGAUGGUGAUGAUAGGGAGCGCUAGUCAUCAAGAGGAAAGAGGAAAUGUGAGUGUCUAUAAGGAGGGAGUGCAAUCAAUGGCCUCCUCUUCCUCCUCCACUGGGCCUUCGUCAUCCUCCUCUUCCUCCUCCACUGGGCCUUCGUCAUCCUCCUCUUCCUCCUCCACUGGGCCUUCGUCAUCCUCCUCUUCCUCCUCCACUGGGCCUUCGUCAUCCUCCUCUUCCUCCUCCACUGGGCCUUCGUCAUCCCCCUCUUCUUCCUCGUCCUCUUCCUCUUCCGCACAAGAUGGUCCGCCUCGUAACAAGCGGAAGAGGGACGUCGGUAAUUUCAAGCGUUUCUCCAGGAAGAUGGAGGUAUGCGGGGACGCGUCGUGGGGGUACUGGUACGAGGAGGUAUGUGACGGGGUUGCCCACUGCCCCGACGCCUUCGAUGAGCUGGAGUGCCCCUGUGACCUGCUGUUGCCCCCGGAGUACAAGUGUGAUGGGUAUUUCGACUGCCCGGACCUGUCUGAUGAGCGUGGCUGUACUGAGAAAGGCUGCAGCACAGGUGAGCACAGGUGUGGCGGGGGCAGGUGUGUGGGGGCAGAGCAGGUGUGUGACGGUGUGGACGACUGCAGAGACGGCACGGACGAGGCCUUCUGUUGGCGCCUGUCCCCCACGGCCCUCGAAGUCACGGGCUACGUGAGUCGCUGGAGCGAGGGUUACCUGCAGGUGAGGCGCGGGGGGGCGUGGCUCCCUGUGUGCGUGGCGAGGGAGCGCGACCCCCGCCCUCUGGUGACCAAAUACUGCGACGAGGUGGUGGGGGAGGCGAGGUACAACACUGACUCCUACGUCCUUGAACCUGUGCCCCCAUCAUCAUCAGCUAACACACCUGGCUGGGCCCUGUACGGAGGCGAGGGCGUGCAGGUGAGAGUGGAGGACAGGUGUGAUGGCGGCAAGGUGAUUAAAGUUACCUGUGGCACCCCGACCUGUGCUAAUGAGACCGUGCGGGCGAAGAGGAUGCUGGUUAACUCCUCCAAGGCCACGAAGGAGGAGGAGGAGGAAGAGGAGGAGGAGGAGGAAAGAGGAACGAAACACAAGGACGAGAGGGAGGACGAAGAAAACGAAGAGGAAAAAGAGGAAAAUAAGACAAAAGAUAAACAAAACUGGAUAAACAAGAGGAACAAGAGGGAAUCAGAAGGGAAGAAGAGGAGUAAAGAGGAGGAGGAGGAGAGGGGGAAGAUGAGGGUGGUGGGGGGGACGGAAUCGGAGCCCUUUAAAUACCCCUUCAUCGUCGCCAUCUUCAAGAACGGCGUCUUCUCCUGCGGGGGCUCCAUCGUCAGCGCCUCCGUCAUCCUCACCGCUGCCCACUGCGUCGGGAGUCCUCCCCACAGUGACCCCCCAGCCCUAUACGAGGUCCAAGCGGGCAUGUUCCGACGCAAUUCCUGGUCCCCUUAUGAGCAGAGUCGCCGGGUCGCUAAAGUCACGCUACACCCCAAGAACAACCGGCUGGAGAAUGAUGUGGCGCUCUUCAUCCUAGCCACACCUCUGCAGCUCAACAGGUGGGUGCGUCCCGUGUGCCUGGCCAAACACCUGAAGCCCCAGAAAGACCACAUGUGCACCGUGGCAGGCUGGGGCACGCUGAAGGAGGGGGGCAAGACAGCCGUCAGCCUGCGUGAGGUGGAGCUCCCCGUGCUGUCCACCUGUAUGGGAGACACUCACCUUGGGGACCACGAGGUGUUGUGUGCCGGCCACCCCCUGGGGCAGAAGGACGCCUGCCAAGGGGACUCUGGAGGACCCUUGAUGUGUAUUGGGAGUGAGGAGGGGUGGGUACAGGCCGGGGUGGUGUCCUUCGGGGAGGGGUGUGCGCGCGCGGGUAAUGCAGGCGUGUACGGUAGGAUCACUCAUUACCACGCCUGGAUCAUUAAAAGCAUAGGUGGGAAGAUGAGGGGGCGGACGGGGGGAGCGACGGGGGAGGUGACGGUAAAGCAGGUGUGCGGGGGCGUCACCUGUCGGCUCACGGGGGGCACCUGUCUACCGAUCGAGAAAGUGUGCGACGGGAAGGUGGACUGUCUGGAGGCCGAGGACGAGAUGAACUGCAUGGACUCCGGCUUCGAGGACGAGAUAGAGAGCGAGAACAGAGUCGAUGACCACGAGAUAGAGAGCGAGAACAGAGUCGAUGACCAAGACCAGGGCCACGAUGAAGACCAAGAUCGUAACUACAACGACGAUGACUACUACGACUACUACGACGAAGGUGGGGAAGAGGAGGGGAUGAAUUACCGAUCGAAUUCCAUUGCCAAGGAUUCCAGCACCAUAUCCUCCCGUUCAAGUAUUCCAGAAACGGUUCCCAGCACAGACAACGCAGAUUCCAGUGUUCCUGAUGCCAUUCCCGAAGCAGAAGUCGCCCAUUCCUAUAUUCCAAACCCAGAAAUCUUCAGAAAUCCAGAGGCCAUUCCCAGUCCAGAAAAUGGUGAUUCCAGUAUUCUUGAAGCCAUUCCAAGCCAAGAAAGUCCUAAUUCCAGUGUUCUUGAUGGUAUUCCAAAUCCAGAAGUCUACUAUUCCUAUAUUCCAAGUCCAGAAACCUAUAAUGGGUAUAUUCCAAAGGCUAUUCCAAGGUCAGGUAACAUUCCAGAGCACAUUCCCAAGGUCUCUAGUUCUAUAGGUUACCGGGCUCGAACUGGUGGCGACGUGACCUCAAGCGACCAGACCACCGCGCAGGGUCAGGACGCAUGCGCAGUGAAGCGGGUCACGGUCGGAGAAGUCCUACAGGAGCUUGAGAGGAUCCUGUGCAGUGCUGAGGAGUUCCUGUGCACUGACGUGCCGGAGUGCGUGCCCGCGGCCAGCCGGUGUGACGGGUCGCCGCAGUGCGUGGACGGGUCGGACGAGCGGGCGUGUGGGUGCAAGGCGCGGCUGGAGGCGGCGGGGCGCGGGGACCUGCUGUGCGACGGUCACCCAGACUGUGCCGACCUUACGGAUGAGGACUGUGAGCCAUGUGAUGCUGAGGCGCCGUUCCACUGUGCCCGCAGCGGCCAGUGUGUGAAGGUGACCCAGCUGUGCGACACGCGGAAGGACUGUACCCACGGCGAGGACGAGAUGGACUGCCUGGCACUCUACAACCGGACGGAGGUGCAGAAGGGGGUGGUGGAGGGCACUCUGAUGCUGAAGGAGGGCACCACCUGGCACUCCCUCUGUCUCGGCAGCCUCCCCACGCACCUUGGCACCCACGUUUGUAAAUACAUCGGCUACAGUGAGUUAGGAGGCAUCAGCUACAUCCAGGCACCGUCCUUUGCCGAGCCAGAGCCACGGAGAGCCAGAGAAGCAGAGCCAAGAGCCAGAGGACCAGAAGACAAAGAAGAAGGAAGAGGAGGAGGGGAAGAAGAAGGAACAAAUGAUGAUGAAGGGGCGUUACUAAGAAGGGUUUUGGCUCUGCGGGAAGAUGAAGAUGAAGGAGGUAAAGAAAGGGGAAGAAGAGGAAACGAAGAAGGGGGAGAAAGGGGAAGAAGAGGAAACGAAGAAGCUGGAGAAGGUAAAGAAAGGGAAAGAAGAGGAAACGAAGAAACUGGAGAAGGGGGAGAACGGAGAAGAAGAAAACGUGGUGAUGAUAAUAGUGAAGAGUCGUUACUGAAGAAGAUACAAGGUUUGAAAGGUCUUGGUCAAGCGAGGGCAAGCACGUGUCAGCAAGCCGUCUUGAGGUGCGAGAGAGAGGCGUGUGGGAAGGCGGCGCUGUACUACUACGACAAGGUGACGCCCGUGGCCAAGGCGGGGGGCGUGCCGUGGGCGGGGUGUGUGCAGGUGAACGGCAGGUGUGCGUGUGGCGGCACCCUGAUCAGUCACACCUGGGUGCUCACGUCUACUACCUGUAUGGCGGAUGUCAGCCUCGCCAAGGACAUCGUGGUGGUGGUGAUGGGCUCCGUACACCGCGUUGGGGCUCCCACGCGUGUGCUGGGCGGCCACGAGGCGGAGCGGAGGGUGGGGCGCGUGCAGGGCGUUGAGGGCACGGACAUGCUGCUCCUGCGCCUCGCCGACCCCAUGCCCAGAACGGAUUAUGUCAACAGCCUAUGCUUGCCCAGGUCGGCACCGGCGUUGGGGGUGGACAGGAGGUGCGUGGUGGCGGGGGUAAGCGAGAAGGACGGCAGGGAGAGUGUGGGCCUGCUCUUCAGUCCCCGGGAGGAGUGUGAGGACGACCACCUGUGUCCUGAUGCUCGGUCUGGACAGGAAUAUUGCACGGAGUCUUGGUCAGGGGUGGUGGCGUGUCAGCAAAGCGUGGAGACCAACCCCACGUGGGAGGGCGUGGGCGUGUGGGCGUACCAGCGGGGGGCGGGGGAAGGGGCGCCGUGCCGAGUCUCCCACCAACACCCGCUGCUCACGGACGCCCACCUCACCGCCCUACACCUCAUCAUGGACACAGACGAGGCCCCUUCCGCCCCUGCAACCCCUGUAGCGUCGUGUGAGGGGAGGAUCUGCGCCACGGGUGUGUGUGUGGGCCCCGGGCAGGACUGUGACGGGACCCUGGACUGCCCCGACCUGUCCGACGAGCCGCCCACCUGCCCGCCGCUCGUCACCACCUGUCUGCCUGUGAACACGACUGACCUGCCUCCUAGUGAUUUGUGCGAGUGCCCCGCGGGGAGGUGGGCGUGCCUGAGUGGGACGUGCAUCCCCAUGGGGAGUGUGUGUGACGGGGUAAAGGACUGCCCAGGGGGAGAAGACGAAGAGGACUGCUCAUGUUGCAAGGUGUUGAGGCUGAAGAUGAUGCCGGAGAAGAUUUGUGACGGCAAGCUAGACUGUGAUGACCAAACUGAUGAGGAGAACUGUGACUGCCCCACCACCACCACCACCACCACCUCUAAUGCUACCACUAAUGAGCGCGCUUUCAGGUGUUACAGGUCGUCUCCCCAGUCGUGUGUGGGGAGACGGAUGGUGUGUGACGGGAACAAGGACUGCGGGGCGGGAGAGGACGAGAGGAACUGCAUCACCCUGGCGCCCAACGUGACGGUGGUGGAGGAUGCGUUAGGGCGCCCCACCACCAAGACUCCAUCCGGUUACCUGCUCGUGAAAUUGGCUGGCACCUGGUACACCUACGCUAACGAGAUGUGGGAUGUUUACCUGUCCCACCUCAUCUGCCUCCAGCUCGGCUACUUCAUGGCGAACGUGACUGAGGCGAGGGAGAUUGCGGCCAACGGUGUGGUGUUGCAAUGGGAGGGGGGUGAGAUGGUGGUGGAGGAGGUGGAGAGUGGUGUAGUGGAGGUGGUGUGGAUUGAGUGCGAUACGGAGAAGAGGGAGAUUGUGAGGAGGUCUAUUUCUGGUUCCUCCUCCUCCUCCUCCUCUUCUUCCUCUUCUUUGGAUUAUUCGUCUUUCCUAUCGGCUCUUAUACGAAUGAGGAAAUGGAAGGGAGAAUGAUAAUAAUGGUGAUUCUUCUCUUCUCUUAAACGAAUGAGGAGAUAGAGAGAAGAGUGAAAAUGGUGAUUGUUUAUGCAUUCUUCUUUCAUCUCUCUUCUUAAACGAAUGAGGAGAUAGAGAAGAGUGAUGAUGAUGGUAAUUAUGUUUGUUCUUCUCUGUAACUCCCAUUCUCUUUUCUGUGUUUGUAUAUACAGUUGUUUUAAUUGAUUGAGAAUGUUUAAGUUUGGUUUUAGUUUCUCGUUUCUAUCCAUAUUUCUUAGUGUUGUUUAUUAUAUAUAUUGAUAUUAUAGUUAAUUUUAUCUGUGCGUCGUUGUCUUAAUAUUACCAGUAGUGUGUGUGUGUGUGUGUGUGUGUGUGUGUGUGUGUGUGUGUGUGUGUGUGUUAGUAUUAUCAAUAGUGUGUGUGUGUGUGUGUGUGUGUGUGUGUGUUAGUAUUAUCAAUAGUGUGUGUGUGUGUGUGUGUGUGUGUGUGUGUGUGUGUGUGUGUUAGUAUUAUCAAUAGUGUGUGCGUGUGUGUGUGUGUGUGUGUGUGUUAGUAUUAUCAAUAGUGUGUGUGUGUGUGUGUGUGUUAGUAUUAUCAAUAGUGUGUGUGUGUGUGUGUGUGUGUGUUAGUAUUAUCAAUAGUGUGUGUGUGUGUGUCAAUUGUGCUUUUGUCUAAGUUAUUGAAGUUGUAUGAAUUUUGCAUUAAUUAAAGAAAAAUCAUGUUAUUAAUAUACUAAACUAAGCGCUAU
This is a messenger RNA of Eriocheir sinensis (Chinese mitten crab), 6644 nucleotides long. RefSeq names its product serine protease nudel-like. The record is from RefSeq and is a predicted model, not a curated record. Gene Ontology annotation, biological process: proteolysis. Bases 485 to 5914 code for a protein of 1809 amino acids. Gene Ontology annotation, molecular function: serine-type endopeptidase activity; protein binding. NCBI's taxonomy places the organism in Eukaryota, Metazoa, Arthropoda, Malacostraca, Decapoda, Varunidae. Gene Ontology annotation, cellular component: plasma membrane. The transcript is spliced from 24 exons.